UACUUACUGCUGCUUCUUUUUGGAAUGCAAAGCAAAUUAGAAGCAGUUUUAGCAGUUGUGUUGCUAAAUUGAAAAAAAGAGUGAGAGAGAGUGAGAGUGCGAAGUAGAAGAAAAGAAUCGAUGUUGGCGAGUUCAAGUGGCGGCGACUGCAAUGGCCACUCUACGACCACCAGUCUCUCUCACCGAGACAGGCUCAGAAAGGCGCGUCGAAGAUCACGCGACGCCGACGACGCCGCUGCUGCCGCCGAACCAGAAGCCGACGCUCCUCCUUGCACCGACUUCGAUGUCGCCUACUUUCAGUCUUAUUCUCACCUCGGCAUUCAUGAGGAGAUGAUUAAGGAUCAUGUGAGGACUGACACUUACAGGAAUGCAAUUUUCCACCACCAACAUCUAAUUGCAGGCAAAGUUGUUGUGGAUGUCGGCUGUGGGACAGGCAUUCUAUCCAUAUUUUGUGCACAAGCUGGAGCUAAAAGGGUUUAUGCAGUAGAUGCCAGUGACAUUGCAGUACAGGCAAAUGAAGUUGUCAAUGCAAAUAACCUAUCUGAUAUUGUGAAAGUAUUGCAUGGACGAGUGGAGGAUGUGGAGAUUGAGGAAGAGGUUGAUGUUAUAAUAUCUGAAUGGAUGGGGUACAUGCUUCUUUAUGAGAGCAUGCUGGGAAGUGUACUUACUGCUCGAGAUCGCUGGCUGAAGCCUGGAGGUCUUAUUCUUCCUUCACAUGCAACUCUGUAUAUGGCACCUGUUACAAAUCCUGAUCGAUACAGUCAAAGCAUCGAGUUUUGGCGAGAUGUAUAUGGAAUCAAUAUGUCAGCCAUGGUGCCACUGGCCAAACAAUGUGCAUUUGAAGAGCCAAGUGUGGAGACUAUAUCGGGUGAGAAUGUCUUGACAUGGCCCCAGGUGGUUAAGCAAGUAGAUUGUUAUACUGUUACAUUGACAGAGCUGGAAACUGUUGCAACAAAGUUCAGAUUGCAGUCUAUGAUGCGUGCUCCUCUUCAUGGGUUUGCCUUCUGGUUUGAUGUUGAAUUUGGAGGACCUGCCAAUUUACUAACCAACAAUGGUACUCCCUCCGAUGAUAAAACUAUCAACCGUAAUUGUGAAAAUGGUGGACAGAGAAAGAGGCGCACAAAUCCUAGUGAAGGACUUAUCUUAUCUACUGCCCCUGAGAAUCCACCAACACAUUGGCAGCAGGCAUUGAUUUACUUUUAUGAGCCAAUAGAAGUUGAGCAAGAUCAACUCAUCGAAGGAUCUGUGACCCUAACGCAGAGCAAGGAAAACCGCCGGUUCAUGAAUAUUCAUCUUGAAUACACAUCUGGCGGCCGGACAUUAGUGAAAGAGUCUGUCAUGCGUUGAGCUUAUGUUGAAGACUUGUAGCUCUCCGUGUGUUGGUAAUGUAAGUGCACUGCUACUUCUUACUAUGCUCAACUAUGGCGGCCCAUGAUAUUCACUUUACAAUUUAACUCCACACCUUAUGACAAAUAUCAAAGGCAAAUCUAUUUAAAUGACAUCAGCUCUCUAUCCUACCACAGCUCUGAAAGAUAAGAAACAAAAAUGUACUGGGUAUGGAUUGUGGAGCUGAUGAUCUCGAGUUUUUGAUCGUAGAACUAUUAAUUGUCACCAGGCGAUCAUAUUCUUUCAAACCAGAGAGCCCUGUAUUAGAAUGAUAGUUUUUCAUUUUGUAUUAGAAUGAUAGUUUAUAUUUGUACAUUUUCUAGUAAACUAUCUUAUCUUGGGUUCCGCUUUGA
Beta vulgaris subsp. vulgaris (sugar beet) is the source of this 1739-nucleotide messenger RNA. Its product is annotated as probable protein arginine N-methyltransferase 6. The record is from RefSeq and is a predicted model, not a curated record. Bases 121 to 1347 code for a protein of 408 amino acids. Gene Ontology annotation, biological process: peptidyl-arginine methylation. The transcript is spliced from 13 exons. Gene Ontology annotation, molecular function: protein-arginine N-methyltransferase activity. Lineage: Eukaryota; Viridiplantae; Streptophyta; Magnoliopsida; Caryophyllales; Amaranthaceae.